GUCUUGUCGCCUACAGAGCAGAGCAUCCCGUCGCCAUCUUCUCCUGACUAUCGAACAAAGGGUCAGGGUGAUGAGAUGGAGCACUUCCACAUCCUUCCUCAGCUGCAGGCCAAGAGGGCCGACUUUCUCACUGUCAUGUUGACUGGCACCUUGCCUCAGCGCAGGAGCUUUGCCACACCCGAUGAAGAGGUCCCGGAACCUCUCGGGCCGAAGGACGACGACGUUACAAAAAGCGAGUCCAACAGCGAGGCCAGUCAAAAAAGUACUGAACGCAGCCAGGAUGCUGCGCCUUCAACACUCAUGGCUGAGGACCAGAGGGGCCCGCGGGAACACGCCUCAGCAGCGGACGCAGAUCCGGACCUGGAGGAUGCAUCCAAAACUCUUGUUCUCUUCUCCCCUGGAGACACUCGCAAGUCUCCCUGUGGCGGGGAACAUGUUGCUGACGGGGAAUUGGGCACGCCCUCCGCUCUAAAUUCCCGUAAUGACCGCCUGCUGAUUGGGGAGGGGAUUCAGCCUGAACUAUCUGAAACUGGCCGCCUGUCACCGGCCCUCAGGUCAGAACUGAGACCCUCCACCCCUAUUGCUCCUGGAUCACCUCCCUUUACCAAAGUUGAGCGCACUUUCAUUCAUAUUGCAGAGACAUCACACCUCAAUGUUAUGUCUUCCAACGGUCACUCUGCAAAGGACAGUGACCGGGAAGUCUAUACCGUCCCAAGGGAAUUGGCCACAGAGGUUGAUAGCCUUGAGCAGGAGGGGGUAUCACCGAUGAAAGAGACUGGAGAGGAGUGUGUGCCAGACCAAACCAGUGCAGAUGAGAAGCAACCAAAAACAGAAAACGGUCCGUCAGUCGUCUUCGCCGUGUCUUUGGAGACUGCCUCUAAAGUCACCUCACCAGUUCAUGAUCCUAAAGAUCCAUCGCAUGAAGCCAAGAAACAGCUAGCGUCCAGUGAGGAAGCUGCAAGGCCUCAGACUGCUGGGUUAGAGCUGUCGGCUGGCGCUAAGCCCAGAAUCCGAAGCAGGAUUCCCAUCCUUAUCUCUGAAGAGGACUCGGGCUCAGAACAGUCUUCUUCCCUCUCGGCUCGAGCUCGGCUUCAGCAGCGUGCCAGGCAGCUGGACCUGGCGCGCUUGCUGGUUCAAAAACAACAGGGUCGCUGGAUGAGGAGGAGGAUGCUGUCUGGGACUUCCUCGUCGUUGUCAUCUGGAGAAGAUGAGCGCUGGAGGGCUUCGGAGACUUUAUCCAUGACAGGCUCAGAGGAGGACAUGCAUACCUCGGACGAGUCUAGAAGGAGCUCCCGCCUCAAGACGACUGAAGAGCAAGGGUCCAAGGAGUGCAGGAGCAAAAUCCCUAGGCCUGUCACUCCCAUACAAAGACCUUCAGGGAGCAUCGCUGCUGCUCCUGCUGCUGUUCCUGCUGCUCCUGCUGCUGCUCCUGCUGCUGCUCCUGCUCCUGCUGCUGUUUCUCCUCUCUCCCUGUCAGACUCCAAAAAUACAAAAGGGGUUUCAUCUGUCAUCAAUGGAAAUACAAAAGUUGGCCUGACCACCCAAAGGAAACCUAAGCCUGUCUCAUCCCGCUCCUCCUCCUCGUGCCCUCGUCCCUCAGCUGUCUCCGGACCAAACGGCAGUCCUCGGAUGCCGCUGCGUUCCCUGCUAGGCGCUCGCCGCAGCCUUAGCUCCACCCACUGCAGGACUGACAGCCCCUCCCCUCAGAGGACAUGCCCUUCCAGACAGCCCCUCUCAGUUCGGGCCCCUACUGUCCCCAUGCUGCCACCCAGGACUACAGCAACUAUGCGUCGCAGCGCCUCCCAGGAAGCCACCAUGCAGACCUCCAUAGCCGCCGCGCCUGCCAGGACCAGGCCAAAACCCGCCAGUGGGGCUAAGGCUAAAGCGAAUACUAGGGAAAAGCCGGCGGCUGCUAGAUAAUACAGAGGGACAGAGUUCAGACAAGCUAAGCCUCAAAGGUUAUCACAACAACAGACUGUGAUGCUACAAUAAUCUCCAAGUCAUUUAAUGGAAACAAACAUUUGAUCUUUUUUUUUUUUUUUUUUUGAAGGACAGCUAACUGAACUUUAUUUGGGCUUCCAGUAUCCUGACUGACUGUCGUACAGGAGUGUUGCUGCCACGGUGCUAUGGAUGCGUCUGCUGCUGCCUGGCUGAUCCCUGAUUUAACUUCUUCCUCCAGCUGAGAGCCAUGCCCACCCCCCACCCCCCCGCGCCGUUUUCAGAUAUCCUCACAUAACCCAGUGCUCCCAGCCUCCCACAACUUUGCUAGUCUUCUGUCGACAAUACUCUGCUUGGUUCACAUUGCAUGAUAAUGUAGAUCACAAAUGCAUCGAAUCUGUUCAGGAAAAAACUAUAUUAAGACGGUUUAAUAUAGUUCUGCCUGUCUUAUUUUCCAUAAAUAAGCCAAAUUGGAGUGGAUCUAGCGCCAAAUUAUGUUGGCAUGGUAAAAGAGUCCCAAAUAUAUUCUGCACUCCUUAUGGCCUUGAAUGAAGAGAAGCAUUAAAAGUGGGCUCAGAAAGAAAUAGCUCAGCCGCUCGCCUCCUCCUCCUCAUGGUGUGACAUUGGGCAUGCUUUAAACAUUCUAUUUUUUUGAGGGUUUAUUUUGUUAAUGCUCCGAAUUGUACAUAGCAAAAUCAUUUCCAUGAAAGACUUCUUUAUUUUUUAUCUUGCCAAGCGAAUAUCAAACCUAACUCUUUAACCUUGUGUUUUAGUGUGUUGGUAAUAGGCCUGUUUUUUUUUGUUUUUUUGUUUGUUUUGUUUUUUGAUCGCAUGAGAAAAACAGGGGUAACCAUGCGACAAAGUUAUUCCUGCUUAAGUUUGGUGCAGACCUGUGCUGGAUGUUGGAGCCCACGCUAGUCUGGAGUUGCGGGGCACUGAGCUGUGAAGUAAAGUCUUGGUAACGUG
Fundulus heteroclitus (mummichog) is the source of this 2904-nucleotide messenger RNA. Its product is annotated as tau-tubulin kinase 1-like. Gene Ontology annotation, biological process: signal transduction; peptidyl-serine phosphorylation. Gene Ontology annotation, cellular component: cytoplasm; nucleus. Gene Ontology annotation, molecular function: protein serine/threonine kinase activity; ATP binding. NCBI's taxonomy places the organism in Eukaryota, Metazoa, Chordata, Actinopteri, Cyprinodontiformes, Fundulidae. The record is from RefSeq and is a predicted model, not a curated record.